Messenger RNA from Chilo suppressalis (striped riceborer), 5731 nucleotides. NCBI's taxonomy places the organism in Eukaryota, Metazoa, Arthropoda, Insecta, Lepidoptera, Crambidae. The record is from the annotation of a GenBank genome assembly.
AACCUAUGAACUCAGUAUGAAGUGAAUUAAUAUUACUACUAAUUCAUUUUAUUUGGAGAGAUUUUAAAGAAUAACUAUUAGGAAAAACUUGGUUAGGUAGGAAUCAUGAAUAAAAUAAAAACUGUAGUUUUGCUUCUUAUCUAUUGACUAGUUUUCACAUAAUUUGUAUCAUAUUGUAUUUAUUUGUAUAUCACAUGUAUAUUGUGUAAAUAUGCAGCGUGAAUGUGUAUCAGGUACUCUUGAAUAAUUUGGCAGUAUGAUCCUCUCAGGGUGUUGUGGCACAGGUUCACUAGCACUUGGUAAUAAGGUCUCUGCUCUUUGGUAACAUCGAUGGCUUAUUAGACAGCCGAAAUAGUUAUAUUAAAGGAAAAACAAUCGCAAAUAAACACACACAACAGGUAAUCCGAAACAAGAAUGCACAAAUGCCACAGAUUACUACGAAUGCAAACUGCCUGCACCACAACCACAGAGUAUCGAGUUUUAUGCCGACCCUUCACUUGACAAUAGUUUGUCCUUGUCAUGCUUAAUAAGGAAGGACAGACUGAUGUCAAGUUUUCCAAUAGCAAAUACGAAUAGCCUAGUGAAGUGCCGGAAUUAGUAAUAAAGAGUGUUUUGUUUGCAGCGCUGUCAUAAAUUAUACAUAUAAAAUGGUAUUAUUGGUUCAGAUUAUUUUUUAACUUUUUAAUUUAGCUUAAUUAACUGGAAGUGUCUGUCACAAUCUAAAUACUAAUAAUUAUCGCAAAAAAUAUACUAAGAAUUAUCAUAAAUGCCAAAUUGGUGUUGGUUCUUAGGCCAAUUUUAACAUUGUCCUUUAAUUCAGAAUCCAAAAAAUUCAAAACACGUCCAUAAACUAUCAAUAGCACCAGCCAACCACAGUAUCCUUCGCUGUGCCUGUAGAAGCGAUUCUACUCAAACUCCUUAUUUUAUAAUAACAAAAAAAAACAAAGAUCCAUUUAAUAACAAUAGGAUAACGAAUAUUUACAUAUUGUUAUUGUUUAAUUAACGUCUGUACUCUUUUUAAACGACUCUGAAAUUGUUGUCACACCAAAAAAGUUACCGUACCGACCUUUUCAGGGAUUAAUUAAAAAAGCUUAAUAAAAAGCAUGCAUGCCCAGUUAAAAGGGACCUGUUUCAGCGCAGCGAUAAGUGUGUCCCUCCCGUUCACGUCAUGUACAUACCUUUUGUAUGUGAGAGACGUAGGUUGUAAGAAUGUAGGCACUGUCAUGUCAUUAUUUGGGUCACGGUCCACAUAUCACUUCCUCACGUGUCAAGAAUUCCCUCUCAAACAGAAUAAUUUAAAAGCCUCAAUGGAACAAUAUAACGUAAAAGUCACAGCCACCUCAAUGUACACGAAGCAUUGAAUAUUUCAGGGGGCUUCAAUAAAAAUGAUGAAUUGACAACAACCGCUAUAAAUUAUAAAAAAUAUUAUUAUUGGAGAACGUAAUUGGUAAUUAGGCGAGGUUACCCGAGGUCGAGCACGACGACACGCAAUGCCACACCCUCCUACUGAAAAUUUGAACUCUAGGAAAUAAAAUAUAUCAUAACAAAUUUUAAUACGAAUUCUAUUGUUACUGCCUGAGUCUUUUUGAUAGUUUGUACACGAUGGCUAUUUCGGAAGCGUUUAUCGGAUGUCCUUCAGCUAGGAAAUACGUCUUGUGUCGCAUAAAUUAGUUGAAUCUAAAGACAGGACUGUGUUAGGAAGAAAAUGUCGCCUUAGAAUUCUGAUAUUGUUGAGCACUAGAAACUUAGUAAGGGGUGUCAGGAGAACGCAUGCGCUAAGUCCAAGGACACGCGCCGCGCCUCAGUCUGGCGGGAGGCAGCGCCGCGGCCGCCUGUCUCGCGGGAACACCCAUGCACCACGAUGCGGGCACCCGCAGUGGCCCAUGCUGUGGCGGACGCUGGCAGUGAGUGUGCGAUAAGAUCGGUAGUGGACAUGACUUGCUGGGAAAGUGUAGGACUUCUAGGCCCAUGCGCGUUACUGGCCUCGUCUGACGUCAGGACCUUGAUUGAGAUACGCCGCGCAAUGGUGUCAAUAGCUCUGUUAACAACAGAGGAGGUUCUACAGAGAAAUGGGUUUUGGUAUUACUUGGAUAAUUUAUGGAUUGUCAAAGAAUUGGAGCCGUUCGAAGACGUUAAACCUGAACACGUGUAUUCAAAACCAAUAUCAAGAGAUUUUUACUACACAAAAUAUCCUGAUAUCCCUCGUAGUGAAUCGGAGGAUGAUAAUUCAGUGAAUUUAACCGGAUUCAAGAUCAAACACAGUCAGUGGAAAUCGAAAGUGUGCAUUAGACAAUUUGUGAGGAAAAGAACUGUUUCACAGCAGUCAAAUUUAAACGAACGUUCUAACAGUAACAAUUCACUGAAUCAUUCAAAAAACAUCGUGUCUUCAGUAGAAGUAACAAAUGGAAAAAGUGACGCAAAGUUAACAUCGCGCUCUGUGAUGAAUGAUGAAAAAAUCAAAGCUUUCUUUAAUCGUUUAAUAAAAAGUGUACCUCCUCCACCCGAACCAGUACCUGACUCAAAUGACAAUAUUAUUUUAGACACAGACCAAAUAAAGAGAGAAAAAUAUUUUGAGGAAUUAGAUUUACCAGAUUAUGCCGAUUUUGAAAAAAACAAAAUAUUAGAAAAUCCUCCUGAGCAAAACUGCCUACCAACGACAUCGACAUUGAAGAAAUUGAAGAGAACAGUAAGUUUUCAAUCGAAUUCAUUUAAAGAUGAAUUUGAAAAUCAUGAGUCUUGGUACGAAUCAUUAAAUGGAAUUUCAGACUUUAUUGGACUGUAUGAAAGAGAAAGUAAAGAAAGCAAGGAGAUAACAGAUGAAAGCAGUGUCAUCAUUAAUGAACCAUGUGAAAUGGAAUACGAUGGACUACAAGAGGCUUUAAUGCUAAAAACUUGUAAUAAUAGCAACAUUGACAGAGUCGAAGCUGUGUCUUGGUCUGAAAUCGUUGAUUACUGUGGUUUGAGUGAAGGUGUCCUGAAACUUGAAGACACAUCUUCUAGAUAUGUUGAAGAAGUAGUGAGCCAAUCCCAUUGCGCUGAUGCCAAAACAACAUAUGAGGAACUUGAUGAUGUCGAUGAUGAAAUCGGUUACGCUAGAUUUGCUAUAUACAAGAUUCACCAAACUUUAAAAAUUGAAGAGGGGAUGAGCGAUUCAUCGCCAAUGAGGGACCUCAGUGAGGACUAUAGAAAAGACGAAAUUGGAAUUAACAUCAAUGCCGACGAUAACUAUUACGGACACAUUUAUCGUUUAGCGCCUUUGUGUAUAGAUGAUUCGCCUCCAGAGAACGAGUUGCAGAAAAAUUCUGAUCGUGUGCUCUCAGAGCAUGAGUUGCGAGUUCAGCGAUCGCUGCAGAAGCUCAAUGUGCCGGAAUGGUACAGAAACGCCCCAGCGCCCCGCGAGGGUUUCCUCCUACGGAAGCGGCUGUCGGACGCGGCCGCGUCAGCGACGCGAUGGAGCGGCCUCAACUCGAAAACCACGUCCCUCGGCAGCCUCGGGAACAACGCACAGCCGCCACCGCCCCAGCUUUCACCGCACACCACAAGCUUCGGCCGAUGGUCCACUAGCAGGCUUAAUUCGAAUCAAGGUUUUCUCCGCGAAAGCGGCUGUUGGACGUGGCCGAUCAGCGACGGCCUCGGGAACAACGCGAAGCCGCCACCGCCUCAGCUUUCACCGCACACCACGAGCAUCGGCCGGUGGUCCACUAGCAGACGCAAUUCGAAUCAAACGUCACCGUGUUCUUCGACUCGCAGCAGCAUCCGCGGCACGAGCCCCCUAUGUUCGCCUUCCGCUCGCUCUUCGUUCAGCGCGCGGCAACCUUACCUCGGCUGGAGAAGCCAAGAGCGUCUGAAUAGCACCCCUAGAACGCCACACGAGAGGCUAGCUUCUUCCUUACUGCAGCAGUCGGCGUCCUCGAAGGCUUCCGAAGAGAUCCAGACGUCAAUCAAGGAGGUGACGUCAGCGAUCGUGCAUUACGUAUCGGCGUUAGAACCGGCCAACGGCGAUAUUGACAGACAACCAUCUCCGCGAUCCAGCCAGAAGCUUUAUUGGCUCGAAAGCUCCUUUGUUGGUACUAAACCCCUAGAGUCGCCACAAACGCCGCUAGUGGUCUCCGAGGCGCUCCCACCGCCGCACCCGCGGCCGCCGUCGUCGCUGCGGCUCGACAACCGCGCCGCGCCCGCCACCGCCACCGCAGCCGCGACCGCGUACGACUGGCAAGAUACUCACCGCUCGCUAAACCUGGGUAUCGCUAGGCCGUCGCCAGGGUCCACUACCCUUGAAGACGUGCUGGAUUCUCUCUUGGGCCUGCCGUCGCAGCCAACGAGAUUACCGACUCCUCAGCCUAGUCCUAGGAAGGCUUCGAGCCCUUAUUAUUUAAUGGGAGGCAAGAGUCCCCGCUACGAACAACUGGUAAGCAGUGGGCACAGCAGCGGCUCGCCCGCCUCCCGCUUCAUAGGCACCCCCAGCGAGGGGCCCAGCUCGCUCACAGACCCCAGUCCCGACCGCGACCGACCAGGCAAGGAUACAGUUGAUAAUUCUAUCACGAUGCAAGAGCCAAGACGAUCGCGCUCGCAAGGACACGAGCACUCGCGCCGCAGGAGUGAACCUUUCACCCAAACUAACACCCCCUUUGACCGCCGCACCAGCCUAGAUGCGGCGGCCCUCCGCCCCUCCGAAUCCAAGCUUACCCAUCACGACUCCAAAACCUCUCUUGCCUCUCUACAAACGGAUAACAGCAUAGACGACGCGUUCGUCAAGUGCAAAUACCCUAAAUGCAACUCACGGGCUCCUUUGGCUGACGCCAAGAGGCACUACAAGACUUGCCACAACUGCACAACGCUAUACUGUUCCAAGGAGUGCCGAAGAGCUCAUUGGGAGAAACACAGGAAGGUUUGCUUACAUUCCCGAGCGAGUGCGCUCUGCAGACAGAUUAUAUCAGCGGCCAAAGAAGACGCUGAUUCUCUACAUCAAAUUAGCACGAUCGCCCACAAAGGAUAUUUGGCAGUCGGCCGAGGAGUGGUAAAAGUCUUCUUUACGAGCCCAGAAGCAGCUGAAAAGUUUACAACGCACGGCUACCAGUACCUCACUGAGCCCGAAUACGUCAAAUGGACGGCCCUCCAGCCGAACGAAAUGGGUGUGGAAUUGUACACAGAGGUAGUAAAACUGUGCAAGGUUUACAACCCAGAGACGAGGAUCAUAUUAUACGUGGCUGUGUGCAUAAUAAGCGAAGUGCCCACGAAAGGUGCUGUCAAAUGGGAACGACAGAUGGUGUCGCGAUGCGCGAAACUUCGACUGAGUAAGACAGUGUCCGUAGCUAUACAAGAACAGAACCGACGGCGACACAGGCGAGACAGCAAGGGGACUCCCGAGGACAGGGAGACAUUGAUAUUGAGAUCCAAGUUGUGCAACGCUGGCGAAAAAAACGCAGCCACCGCUCACAAAUUUAGAGAAAUAUGCUUUCAUAACAUAUCGAACGAGCUGGAAAAGAGAGGAGUGCAGUUAAAAAAGCAUUUCCCUGAGGUGUACUCGAGGUUGGCGGCGUACGUGGACGGCACGAGCGACAGGUUCAUCCCUAUGACAAUUUACCCGAAAGAUGUGACGAGUGGAAAAUCUUUUAUGUGUGUGAUCAUGCCUGAUAGUGAAUUGGAUAGUGGUACGCCCGUGGACGGGAAAGUGGUCACAAUAGACGUGGGUGAGGACCGCUCGCGUCAUCAGCUCUCCACUCCCAUGUAA